UUCGCCUCGACAGUAUGGUCAGAACGCACCCCGGGAGAGGUCCGUGGAGUAGCGGUAUCGGUUCUUUCUUGUCCCCCCAAGGACGCGUGGGUGACGACCAUUUUCCCCCGACCAUGCGAUGGUGCCGGCGCCGAUACAGGCGACCCAGGAGCGCUGGAGCCGGAGGCGCGGUCGGCGGAGGCGGCGGCAGACCUCCCGCGCGGCGCCGCGGCGGCCCUGCCGCGCUGCGCGGGGGCGGACCUGUCGGUGCCCCUGGGCUCCGUGUCCGCGGCCUCGCAGGUGCCGAGGUUCCAGAAGUACUGGGAGUUUGCGACGCAGUUCCCGCACCAGGAGAUUCCGGGAGUCGGCCCAGGCGGUCCGCCCGACGACUGGGACAGUCGGGCGGCCCUCGCUGCCCAGCGGGCUGCCGAGCGCGGGGCCCAGCUCGCCGCGGCGCACGCGGCCAACCUCAGCUCGUGCCACGCCGCACUGGACGAGGUGCAGGUCGUGCUGGCCAACCUGUCCGCGGAGCUGGCCGAGCUCCGCGCCCUGCGGGCCGCGCCGCCCGAGCUGCCCGAGGAGCCCGACACGCUCCUGUGGCACGCGCUCGGGGUGGUGCUGACCGCGGCGCUGACGCAGUGUGGCGCUUGCCUCGCCGCCCGCCUGAGCCUCUUCCUGAGCGACGGGACCGCCGCCGAGGCGGAGGAGUUCUGCAAUGAGCUGGUGCCAGGGCGGGUCGUGUCCUUCUACUAUGAGGACGACCCGAACAUAUGGCACGAACGGUUGCUGUUGUGGCCGUACCCUGGCGCCUUCCCCAACACAUGCUGGACUUGCCUCACGCCUGACGGCGACGUGUACCCGGAAGAGAUGGCGGCAGGGCCCGAUGGCGACGGGCCGAGCCGCGUUUCCCUCACGAUGGGGGCGACUCCCGCUGCUGUUCGCCCCCCGGGGCGAGUCUACAGGUUUCGUGAGCAUCCCGCCGAGGAGGACAUGAUCGACCUCUUUCGGGACGCUCGCCUGGCCGCCCGCAACGCCGGCUUGCGCGAGUCCGAGCCGACCGCCUUCAUGCGCGACGGCGGCCGGCCCACCAAGAGCAUGACGGUCAGCUUCAACGACGUGCCAGGCUUCUUGCGCCGCACGCGGGGCAAGGGCCCGUCCGCUGCCGUGCCGCGCGGCCCGCCUCGUGGCCCGCCUGUGGCCCCGCCCCCGCUGGACGCCGUGGGCGCUGAGCCAGGGGCGCUCGCCGACGGCGAGGUCGGGGGCACUCCGACCCCGAGGGGCGGCCCUGGCGCGGUGGUGCUCACUGACGAGCGGGCCGCGCCGCCUGGGUCUGCAUGGUUUGUGAUGAAGACUAUCCCGAACGAGUGCCAGCAGCUCGACGAGGUCGUCCCGAAGGCGGGUGACGUGGUCUGGGGCGAGAGCGGGCUCUACAGCACGGCGGGCGGCUUCGUCGUCCCGAUCGAGCUCCACCCUGUCCCGCUGCCUGUCGAGGUGUCGGACAAGCUAGCUGACGACGACGCCCGCCUCCUCGGCCCUCUCCAGCGCACGCGGGAGGGCCGUAGGCACCGCGACUUUCGCGAGGCGGUGUCGUCCAUGAGGCAGGAGCAGCAUGAUGACUUCCCGCUCGUCGGCGAGCGCAGUUUCAAGUGGCUGUGCGACUACAUCGUCGAUCACGGCGGCACCCCCGACGGCCGCCGCACCAAGUGGAUGAUGGAGAGCGGCUGCGCCAAGGAUUCGGCGGCCGCGCACAUCCACGACUUGCUCGGCUUCGCCAUCGAGAUGGCCGUCACCUAUGACCAGGUCGACGGCUCCAACCUCGCCAGCAUGGAGGUGGUCUCGCGGGCCUACCAGCUGAUCGAGGAGGCCAUGGGGAGCAUGAAGAUCCAGGGCGUCGAGCACUACAUCGGCCGCCAGAAGCAGAGCGCCCGUCGCGGCGUCGCGAUGGCGCCGGGGGUCGCCAAGUACGCCACCGACCAGCUCGCCAAGGAGACGGAGAUCCAGAAGCAGAGGCGCAAGGCGCGCGAGGAGAAAUCUGCCCAGUCGGGCAGGAAGGACAAGGGGUGA
Messenger RNA from Prorocentrum cordatum, 2043 nucleotides. The record is from the annotation of a GenBank genome assembly. NCBI's taxonomy places the organism in Eukaryota, Dinophyceae, Prorocentrales, Prorocentraceae.